Messenger RNA from Cuscuta campestris, 4071 nucleotides. NCBI's taxonomy places the organism in Eukaryota, Viridiplantae, Streptophyta, Magnoliopsida, Solanales, Convolvulaceae. The record is from the annotation of a GenBank genome assembly.
AGACCACUGAAAAAUGUAGCCAUAUUGUGGAUAUAGUUCCCCACCUGUGUAACAUUGGGAAAAUGUAAGAAACUUGCAGACUAAAUUGAAUGUGAAUAAAAGUUUGAUCUUCGUGAUCCGGUUUCAAAGAAUCGAUGGGGGAGCAGCUGAUCGACGACGAAGGCCAACCACCGGCCCGGCUCUGUGUCCAGAUGCUGAUCGAAGAUGCGAGCCCACCGCCGGCCAUUCGGUUCGAAGUAGAAAGUCGUAACCGGUUGCCCUGCUGCGUCGUCGUGCUCCGUUAGCGUCUCAGAUCCUGAUCGAAGUUCUCCAGCUCCUGGUCCUCAUUCCGCCCCAAUCCGUCUUCCUCAUGUCGUUCCCCCUCUGUCAGAUCUCCCUUCCUCCUUUAUCAACAUUAAAACCUCUUAAUAUUAUAAAUUGGCCCCCAUUUUGCCAAUGUAUUUGCUAAUUGGUCCUUUCCUUAUAAUUAAAUUCUAAAAUUAAACCAUAAAGGCAUAAACACAAAUUCAUCCAAAAUUAUAAUAUUAAUCAAGGAAGAGUAUCUUUCCUGGGAAUCCUGGCAACCCAGCGAUAAAGUGAUGGCUUCAUCUCCAUUUACCCCCCGCUGUACUGUGGAAAACGGAUCGAAGUCAUUCUUCCAGAAAGCUGUUUAUUUGGUGGAUUGGUGGCUACUGAAGGCGGAUAGUCAAUCCAGUGGGAAGAGACUCGGUGUCGGUGGUUUUACUUUACGGAAUAAUGUGAGGCAAGAGUUCUCCUCAGCUCCCAUUGUGAAGGUGUUUGAAAGUUUUAUUUUAGGCUUUCCCUAUCAGUGGGAGAUCUUUGCUGCUAAAGAUGCAUUGGAAGCUUCUCCUCCCAAAGCCGCUCCAGAUGCUGUUUUGGGUGUGCAGAAGUCAUCCUUGCGCUCACAAAGUGUUCCAGAAGCUAGAAGAACAAGAAGUAUGAAAAGCAAGGAUGUGGGUAGUCCAAAAACACAUGAACCAAUUUGUAUAAAGAAAUCAAAAAUAAAUAGCGUUUCAGAAAUCAACAAGCAAGGUGAAGAAGCUGAAGAUGAGAUGUGUACGCAAAAAAACCUAAAUACAGAAGACUGCAUUUCCCUAAGGCUCCGUUCUCGCCACAAUAAACAGAACCAUACUUCGGAGGGUGGUAUGGCAGUUUGUGGAGUUGCAAGCACAUCUGGGAGCAACACAAAGGAAAAAUUGGAUUAUGAAAGCCUUGCAUUUAAGAAUGGAAUCGGAAAUGCCUCAGCUGUAAAUGUGGAACCUUCAAUGCCGGAUGGUUUAAAAUCAGCUACUCAAGGAUGUAAUGACAAAUCUAUUGACGGCUUUCGAAGGGGAAACUUAGAAGAUGAAAUUAAUGUCACACCCAGUAAAAAGUAUGGAGGGGUUCAUAAGGUUUCCAUACCAAAGAAUGUGAGUAAAUGUGCUCAGUCUGACCCUGGUUAUGCACACAGUGCAAAGAAGAAAACUUGUUGCAGAAAAGAAGCCGGUUCUUUUGAAAACAUGGCGUCUCCACAAUCUCUGACGCUAAAAAGAUCGAGAUCAGGGAGAUUGCUUCUGCCUCCGCUAGAAUUUUGGCGUAAUCAACGAGCAGUUUAUAAUUUGGAACGCAAAGUCACUGGAAUUGUGGACGACCAAAAUUUUCUGAUUUAGAUGUUAGUAGGUUGACAGCAAUGUUGAUUUACUUCAUUUUUUUUCUUGGUCAUGGGAGUGACUACAGCUGAGGGGCAGAUAGAAGGGAAGGUGUUAGAAUGAAUAUGAAGCCUGGGGCCUUUCACCUGUGAUAAAAUCCUGAAUCAACGGAGAACUCCCUUCCUUUUUGUUAAGGUAGUAUUAUGUACUCUUUCUGUCUGAAAUAAGACCCUCAUUUGACUUCUUACAAUCUAUGAUGCAAUACUUAGAUCAUUAAUAUCUACAUUUAUGCAUAAAUAAAUAUUAUAAAAAUAAAAUAUUUCAGAACUACAUGUCAAACUAAAUCUAAUGAUAUUAAAUUUUCAAUUUUAAUAUUAACUCAAUAUAUUUUUUCUACAUAAUAUGGUCGAAUAUUACAAACUUUGACCAAGUAAAGUCAAACGGAAACCGUAUAUUGUGAUAGAGGGAGUAAGAUGUAUAACUUUUGGUUAUGGAUAUGCUAAUGGAGGCGACAUAGAAGCACAUUCCGUCUGUGAUGUAGUACGGUAUAUUGCUGAAGUCGACGACUCAAUGGAAGGGUAAAAAGAGAACUACUCCCUCCCUCUCCAAAUCAACUUUGCUGUUUCCAUUAUUGAUGUCUAAAAAAUCAAUUUUAUACUUUUCCACUUUCCUUUUUGGGAAUAAAUAUGUGGACAGCUUUAUUGAUCUGUCUCUCAAAUGAAUUCCAACCACAAACCCUUCACCAAACACCUUUCAUUUUUCAAUACUUUUCCCAACUCUGUGAGCUCAGAGUGUCAAGGUGAUUUGGAGACAGAGGGAGAACACACUGAACUGGAUUGAGCUUUUUGGUGGUUGCUUUGAACUAAAUGCAAGUAUGCAACGGUAAAGGUGGCUUUGUUUUUUCUAAAUUAUUUAUAUUAUUUGCAAAUUGACGUAUUUGUUAGGUGUUUCUUAUCAAAUUCCUUACUAGGAGUAUUAAGUAUUAUUACUACUAUGAAGAAAAACAAGCCCUAAUACUUCAUACCUAACUGACACUCUGACAGAUAAUAAAUUCAAAUGAACAUCAGUGAAAAGUGAAGCAAAAUGUUCUUAUGUAAUUGUGAAUUGAAUUUACAGAGUACACAAAAAAAUGGUCCAGAUAAUAAAAAAUGGAAAAACUUAUAUAUUCAGUUUUAUCCUUUUCUAUUCAAGUUUUUUUUAUCAGUCUUCCCUGAUUUAUAGUUUCACACACGGGAACACACACACACGCACAAUAUUGCUAAUGUUUUGAGACUCAGUAAGUUAUACGACAAUAAAACAUAGCUGUCAACAGCAUUGCUAUCAGCUGGUGCAUCCUUCUUAUAUCCCCUUUUCAGAAGGAUCUCAUUGAAGGUAUGGGAAUGAUAUAUUCACAUUCAUCUUCACUUAAUUUUUACUUCUGAUUGAUUAAAAGAACCAUAUCUUGGUUUGAGAAAGUUCAGUAUAGGGAGGGCGUAGAGAGUAGUUGGGAUAUGUUAGGUUAGAUUUAGAAACAAUAAGGGCAUUUAUGUUCAUCUAGGCCAAAGGGAAAUUUUAUUUGGGACAAGUGAAAAAUUAAAAAGGAAAGGUUUUUAGGGACGAAGGGAGUAGUAUUUAGGUAUUUUCUAUUUUGGAAACAGAAUCUGAUGCAUUUAUAUGCAAUCUGUAUGUACUUCUCUCAUUACAUUCAAGCUCUGCCACUGGGGAUCUGAAUGUAUUUUAGCGUGCAUGAUUCUAUAUAUAAUUGCUCUCUCCCAAAUUACCAAGUAUAUUUCUAUAGGAUUAAGUGUAGAGCCUCUUAGUUCAUAUUGUCUAUACACUUAAAGAGUGUACAGCCUUGAUUAGCGCAAUAAACACUACAUACAAGAGUACAAAUUGAUUUUUACAUAAACACGCCUGUAGCAAACACGAUUUGAUAAUAAUUUUGUAUUACUCUAAAAUUAAGAACAACAAUAACAUCAGAGGAAAUCAAUAGUUAACCAAGCGACAAGUUCAUAUAUAAAUCUACACUUUUUGAGCAUUACUUGCAGAAUCUGUCUUAAUUUUUGAUGUUUUAAGUCAUGAAAUGUGAGAGUUGGACUUCAUUAUUCUUAUUUAUAGUUUAGAUCGAUGCAUUUUGUGGUGUUUUUAUGUGCAGUAGUUUAGGAUGUUUCAUGUGCAUAUGUUUGUUUUUUUGUCUUUAGAGGAUUAUAAUAAAAGUUGAGGAAUUCACAUUCAAUUCUUACUAGAUCAAGAAGAUGAAAAUGAAUUGAAUUAGUAGUGUGUUAGAGUGGCACGCAUUAAAGAAACACAUACAUAGAGAGAGCAAAAUAAUUGAAGAUGUAGGGAUAUACGACUAGAUUUGUUUUUGGACUUUGCUUACACUUUGUAUUAUAUACUCCCUUCAGCCCUUACCCUAUGUUUGGUUCAUAGAAUUCAAGAAAGGAAAGAAAAGAAUUUUUUCCCC